AUGGUCGAUAAAGGCGAGGUUGACGAGGACUCACAAGAAGAUGUGAAGAAAAAGUGUGAUACAUACGGCACGGUGGAGGAGGUGAAGGUUGUCGAGGUUGGUGACGAAGUGAGAGUAUUUGUUGUGUUUGCUGAUGUUUCUGCAUCCAAGAAAAUCAUGCACGGACGAACUUUUGACCAAAAGGCUUUUGGCUUUUGA
Messenger RNA from Perkinsus marinus ATCC 50983, 198 nucleotides. RefSeq lists its product as hypothetical. Gene Ontology annotation, molecular function: nucleic acid binding. The transcript is spliced from 3 exons. NCBI's taxonomy places the organism in Eukaryota, Perkinsozoa, Perkinsida, Perkinsidae. The record is from RefSeq and is a predicted model, not a curated record. The coding region runs from base 1 to 198 and encodes 65 amino acids.